Molecule: messenger RNA, 1662 nt
Organism: Malassezia japonica
Lineage: Eukaryota; Fungi; Basidiomycota; Malasseziomycetes; Malasseziales; Malasseziaceae
Gene: TRM5
Product: tRNA (guanine(37)-N(1))-methyltransferase
Exons: 1
Coding region: 1-1662 (553 amino acids)
Biological process (GO): tRNA N1-guanine methylation; mitochondrial tRNA methylation
Cellular component (GO): mitochondrial matrix; cytoplasm
Molecular function (GO): tRNA (guanine(37)-N1)-methyltransferase activity
Source: RefSeq, a predicted model, not a curated record
AUGGCCUAUAUUGAUAAGCCCCGCUUCCACAAGCCGGCGAACCCGGCGCGGACAAAACCACCGCCCACCGAUCCGCUGCUCGAGCCGAGCGCUUCGGUGCCGCGCCUCGCCUUGCAGACCUCGGACAAGGUGCCUGCCGACGCGCCGCCGCUGCAGUCGCAUGCGCAGGCAGGUAUUGAAAUGCAAGAACGGGCUUCGAACGACGACAAGGAGCGCAAGCGCCAGCAGGCCGAGCAGCUCGUUUGGCUAGACGAUGCAAAAAACUCGCUGCACAAGUCGCUGCCCUUGCUCGGUGUGCGUGUCGGCGCGACGCAGGUCAGUGCUCUGGCACGCAACCCUGCGGUGAACCCGCAUGUGUUUCGCUCGCGCAAGUCGAAGCACAUCUGCUUCGAUACGCAGGGCGACGAGUCGAUGCGCGUCCUGCAGCUGGGUGUAGAAGACGUGAGCGCGCUGCCGGCAGAGGCACAGGCAGCCAUCGACGAGGUGGGCGGAACGAUUGUGCCACACCCAGUUGAAUUCGACUAUGACUACUGGACGGUCGAGCAAGUCCUCCGCGCGAUUCUUCCGGCGGAGCUCGAAGAGGGCGCGCCGAGUGCUUUUGCCAUGGUCGGCCACCUUGCGCACGUCAAUUUACGCGAAGAGUACCUUGCGUAUCGUUACCUCAUCGGUCAAGUGAUCCUCGAAAAGACGCCGCGUGUGCGCACCGUCGUCAACAAGCUCGACUCGAUCGAGACGGAAUUCCGCGUCUUUGCCAUGGAGCUCCUCGCCGGCGUGCCCGAGUACGAGGCCGAGGUGUCUGAGUCCAACUGCCUUUUCCAGCUCGACUUCCGGCACGUGUAUUGGAACAGCCGCUUGCAUACGGAGCACGGGCGCCUCAUUGCGCAAUUCCAGCCGUUCCAGGUGCUGGCGGAUGUCAUGGCCGGCGUCGGCCCGUUUGCCGUGCCGGCGGCCAAGAAGGGCGCUUGGGUCCUUGCCAACGAUCUGAAUCCGAGCUGCUACGAGAGCCUGGAGCGGAAUAGCAAGCGCAACCACGUCACGCAGCACCUGCAGGCGACGUGCCUCGACGGCCGCGAAUUCAUCCGCCAGAGCGUGCUUACGACGUGGGCAGCCUCAUUCCCGGGCGGCCCGUCGGGCGACGAGCUGCUGAGCGCGCGCCAGAAGCGCAAGGAGCGAAGCGCACAGCGCCGUGCCAAGGAAGAGGGCGUCACUGAAGCACCUGCGACGCCUGCGCCGGCCGCCCCGCCGCGGCCGCCCCGCCGCCUCGUCGACCACUUUGUGAUGAACCUUCCCGCGACCGCGCUUGAUUUCCUGGACGCGUACCGUGGCCUGUACACGCGCCUUGCGUCGCAAGUGGGUGCCGAUGCGCUCCAAGCCGAGCUGAAUGCGCGUGAAAAAGACCACGAGGGAGUCGAGCCGCUCCCGAUGGUGCACGUCCACUGCUUUACCAAAGAUGUCGAGAAUGCAGGCCGCGAUAUCUGCCAGCGCGCAAGUGCGGCGCUGGGUCUCGCACACGACGAGCGCCUCGUGCCCCCAGAGGGCGACCAAGGAGCGCCACCGACCCCAGAGCUGUCUCUGCACUUGGUGCGCUCCGUCGCGCCGAGUAAGGACAUGUACUGUCUCACGUUCCGUCUGCCGAAGAGUGUACUGUUUGCCUCGGUAUAA